GAUUUUUUUGGCUGAACCGGAUGAGGCGACGCAGUGGGCGGGGUUAUUUGCGUUCAGGCGGGAAAAAUGAAUACGUGAUGACGCAAUACGUACGCUGUCACGUUGAAUGGUUGUUUUGCGAUGGCUCCCAUCAAAAUAAAGCAUAUCGUCUCGUUUACAUCACAGGAUAGUAAGAAUGGCGUGGAUAAUCUGUGUGAUGGCAGUGACAGCGGCAGGGCUUGGUUGUGCAGCAUCCAGGACCGCAGUGGAGUGCUCAGGGUGGAAUUACAGAUGGAGCGAGUAUCUACUAUAGGAUUCAUUGAUGUUGGCAACUGUGGCUCUGCAUUCAUUCAGGUCGAUGUUGGCCGCUCCUCGUGGUCAUUAGACCAUCCGUAUGUCACCCUGCUGCCCACUGCAACCCUCAUGAGUCCAGCAGACUCGAAACAGGGCACUGGCCGCCAAAAUGUGCGCAUGUUUAAAAAAGCUGAUUUUCUCCCUGAGGCAGCAGAGGAGAGCUGGGACAGACUGCGAGUCACCUGCACUCAACCUUUCAACAAACGGUCACAGUUUGGUCUGUCCUUUCUGCGCAUCCGCACCACGGAAGGCGAGGCUGAAGAUGCCUCAGCGCAACAUGAAGAUGUUGCUGUUGAAAAUCUGCGCACGCCAGAGAAGAUGACAUCUGUGAUGGAGUGGCUUUCCAGCCCAGCUAUCCAAAACACGUUUUUUGGCCGAAUCACAGGGGAUGACUCCUCAGAUGCCCAAAGGAAUGCUGGGAGUUUGAGCCGGGCAGAGCGCAUGGUCAUAGCCGCCCACUCUAACAGACGGUCUUUGUCAACAUCCCCGUGCAGUACCACAUCCAGCACAACACCUCAGCAAGGCGAUAAUAUGAAAACCCCACCAGGUGAAUUUAGGACUUCCAGUGACCAAAUGAGAACCCCUCAAGAGCAAAGGAGGAAGUCUAAGGCACGGCAGAACCUCAUAAACCGUCGCACUCCACUGAAGAGAUCCAGACCUGCAGCAUCCGCACAUGAACCCACCUCAACAAGCCCACCCAAAAGUGUCAGCAGACACAGUCAGAGCCCAUUGGACACACAGGAAUCUGCCCACCAGGAUCUACAGAGCUCACCUGAGACCAGAUGUCCUCUUUGUGGAGAAUCCUUCAGUCCUGAUUACCUGCCGUUCCAUGCUUCCACCUGCCUGGAUUGUGAUCCAGCGGAGCUCAUGGGAGUCAGAGAAACAGAGGUCAUGAGCUCACGGCACAGCUCUUCUGUUUUAGGCUCUGGCACAGAUGAGCAUAUGGUUCCAUGUCCUCUUUGCUCCAUCCGAUUCCCCCCAGACUGUAUCCAGCAGCACGCCAGCAACUGUGGCGACACAAUCGAGCCAAGCACUGUUUGGCUGAACUGAGAGAAGAGCAUUGUGGUCUCGGAAACCUUUUCAAAAUAGCAACAUGCAAAUAGAAAUCAGGUAUUCUCAUGGUUUCUCUGGCAUUGGCCAGUAAACAUUGUGUGUCCUACUGGCUUAUGAAUUUUGGAAAAUAUGCAUUCUUCCCUAAAAAGACUGUAUUUUUAUUUUUAUGGAGACAAUUAUAACAAUGGUCAUCAUGUUUAUAUUGUAUGUCAUGGGGACAUUUGACUGGCAAACAUGUUUGACUGUAAAUAUGUCAUAUCUGGCAUUCACUGUAUUUGUGGUAUCAAUUAUUAGACAUUACAUUAUUAUAACAUUAUUAGAAUGUUAUAUGAAACCAUUGAUUUUAAUUAUCAAUAUAUUCUCAAAAUUGUAAAAUAUGUCAUUUAGAUUUUUUAAGAAUUUGCCCUGUCAUUUUUCUCACUUUCUCAACAACAAAAUAAACACAUUUUUUUGGAUUAAAAAUGAUAUCUAUAUAUUCAUACACUACUUUUGAAAAGUUUGUGGUCGGUAAGAUGUUUAAAUUUUUAAAGGAAGUGUCUUAUACUCAUCAAGGCUGCAUUUAUUUGAUCAAAAUACAUCAAAAAAGAAGCAAUAUUAAUAGAAUUAAUGUAAUUUUUUUGUUUUCAGCUGAAUUUUCUGCAUCAUUACCAGAGUCUUCAGUGUCACAUGAUCCUUCAAAAAUCAUUAUAAUAUGCUGAUCUACUGCUCAAGAAACUAAUGUUAACAAAUACAACUCUUGAUUUUAAUAAUGUAUUAGUAAAUGUUGAAAUUAACAUUAACAAAGAUUAUUAAAUGCUGUAUAAGUGCAGUUCAUUAUUAGUUCAUGUUAACUAAUGAACCUUAUUGUAAAGUGUUACCAAAAAAAAAAAAAAAACCUUACUGACCCCAAACAUUUAAUUGGUAGUGGAUAUGUGAACACUUACUUUAUAAUAAAAGAAAAGAAAGAAUUAUGU
Ctenopharyngodon idella (grass carp) is the source of this 2339-nucleotide messenger RNA. RefSeq names its product xrcc1 N-terminal domain containing 1 (gene xndc1n). Gene Ontology annotation, biological process: single strand break repair; base-excision repair. Lineage: Eukaryota; Metazoa; Chordata; Actinopteri; Cypriniformes; Xenocyprididae. Gene Ontology annotation, molecular function: damaged DNA binding. The record is from RefSeq and is a predicted model, not a curated record. Bases 121 to 1383 code for a protein of 420 amino acids. Gene Ontology annotation, cellular component: nucleus. The transcript has 9 exons.